Tuber melanosporum (Perigord truffle) is the source of this 851-nucleotide messenger RNA. RefSeq lists its product as uncharacterized. NCBI's taxonomy places the organism in Eukaryota, Fungi, Ascomycota, Pezizomycetes, Pezizales, Tuberaceae. The transcript has 2 exons. Bases 1 to 747 code for a protein of 248 amino acids. The record is from RefSeq and is a predicted model, not a curated record.
AUGGUCAUAAAAGCUUGUAUCUUCGACAUUGGCGGAGUCUGCGUCCUCUCGCCCCUUCAUGCGAUCCGAGCCUACGAGACGGAAAACUCCAUUCCAAGCGGCUACAUCUCCUACGCGAUCGUGGCCUCCUCGCCAUCGGGCUCCUGGGAUAGACUCGAGCGGGGCGAGAUCCCGAUGGACAGCACCUUCUACACCGGCCUCACCUCGGACCUAACAAGCCCCGAAACCUGGAGCUCCUUCCUCCGCUCUCGCAACCUCCCCUCGGGGGCGGCGAGCCCGCUACCGCACAUAGACGGCGAAACCCUCUUCCGGCGGAUGAUGACCGAGUCCCGUGCUCCGAACCCGCCCGUCAUCGCCGCGAUAGGCAAGCUGCGUGCGACGGGACGGUACAAGCUCGCGGCGCUCACGAACGACUACCAGUUCCCAUCAGGCCACCCGUUCGCGGACAAUUUGGGAUUGAGGGGAUUGUUCGAUGUGUUCGUCUCGAGCAAUGAAUGCAGAAUGAGGAAACCCGAGCGGGGGAUUUAUCGGCUCGUGCUUGAGCGGCUCAACGUUGCUCCGGGGGAGGCAGUGUUUCUGGAUGACCUGGGGCUGAAUUUGAAGGCUGCGAGGGAGUUGGGGAUUAUUACGGUUCGCGUGCCGCUCGAGGAGACGUGGAGGGCUGUCAGGGAGUUGGAAGGGGUGCUCGGUGAGAAGUUGUUGGAUGAGGAGGAUGAAGACCUGGCCGGUGGAAAGGCGAGAUUGUAGUCUUUGUCCUUUUUUUUUUUUUUUUCAGGAAGGAGGAUCGACUGAUACCCAUAUUAUACCCAACGAAAUUUUGUAGAUUCCAAGUAGAAUAGCCAUGACUUAAC